Cladocopium goreaui is the source of this 728-nucleotide messenger RNA. NCBI's taxonomy places the organism in Eukaryota, Dinophyceae, Suessiales, Symbiodiniaceae. The record is from the annotation of a GenBank genome assembly.
GCAACUUGCCUAGCUUGCUUCAAGAACCGGAGCCAUGGCGUCACCUUCACCAGAGAUGGUCAGCCCGGAUAUGGUCAGCUCGCAGAGAAAGAGACGGAGAUUCCACAAUGAAGACGUUACUGUCGAACAGGUGGAGGAGCUUGGCAUUCUGCGAGAAGUUGACCCCAGAGUCAUUGCGCAAAAAUUGAUCGACGAAGGCAAAGCUGGAUGGGAACCUGCUGACUGGAGAAAUCCCAUGGAGAAUUUGGGGAAUCUCUUUGAUCGCUACACUCUUGGCCAAGGAAGCCUGCCUUUCACUAUAGAUGUGGCGGUGGUGAGCGGAAAUUUUGUGGCCAGCCUGAAGACAUGCCUUUCUCAAGACGAGUAUGUGGGGUCUUAUCACACUGAGCCCCACGCCAAGCAAGAAGCGGCUAAAAGCUUUUUGCGGGACCCUAACGUGAAAAAACUGUUCGGACUUAUUCCGCCAAAGCAAGGCGAUAUACGCCACAAGGUAGUUUUGUACACCGAAGAGAAGAGGGCAUGUGAAGAUUUCGGGGUGACGCGAGUUGUACAGAAUUUAAUCGUCAGGAAGCGCAUUGAUGAUGUGCUAGCUGUUUUCCACGACAUGGGCUACCGAACAGAUGUUUGGGACUUCAAUGUGUAGGCAUCGCAAAGCGAGGCCAUGGUGCGUAGGCGCAUUCUGAAAGAAUAGUAUGCAGCACCUGGUUCGGCUUGCAGGUGAAGCAAAA